GCGUCUGUGGAAACUUAGCCUAUUCAAGCGGAUGGGAAUCCCUGGUCCUGAGCCGCACUUGAUUACCGGAAACUUCGACCAAUUGUGGAAUCACGACACAGUGAGAGUCAUGGAUGAAUGGUCGAAGAAAUACGGCGACAUGUACGGGAUCUACAACGGCGACGCGCCCUUUCUGAUGGUGAAGGACCUGGAACUAAUUCGGCGCGUCUUCAUCACAGACUUCGCUCUCUUCACGAAUCGUGGGGAGGUAUGGGCCACGAUGAAUGGGAACCAGUACGUGCGGCAUGCCAUGUCCUUCGCCGUAGGCGAUCGAUGGAGAUUUUCCAGGCGAUCUGUGUCUGCGGCAUUCACGGCAUCCAAGAUGCGACUGAUGAUGUAUGGGAUGACCAAGGCCGUGGAUCGCUUCCUAAAUCUGCUUGAAGCACGUUGCCUGAAGGCGCCUGAUGGAGAAGCCAACAUCUACCCGCUCAUUGGCUCUCUCACUUUUGACGUGGUGGCCGAGACGGCGUGCGGUCUCUACCUCGACGUGCAACACAAGCCCAACGACCAGUACUUCGACUCGGCGAGGUCCUUUAUGCUCAACAUCGUUGAAAGCGCUUACCAGAGAAUCGGCCAGUUCUUUUCUGAGGUCAAAAGCAUCUUGGCCAUGACGUGCAUGCUGGAGCUGCAGUUCGGCUGCGAACCACUUACGGCCUUGUCACGGAAGUCAGAACCCAUCGUUGUACUCAGGGAGAAGGAUCAAAGCCUGGCGCGUCCAGAUGUAAUCCAGAGUCUGUUGGACGCUAAGGUCCCCAAGGAGCUCCUCAGAUGGCGCGAGUUUCGCGAGCGUACCGACGACCAAGGCGAGUAA
Molecule: messenger RNA, 850 nt
Organism: Rhipicephalus sanguineus (brown dog tick)
Lineage: Eukaryota; Metazoa; Arthropoda; Arachnida; Ixodida; Ixodidae
Product: cytochrome P450 3A43-like
Exons: 7
Coding region: 32-850 (272 amino acids)
Molecular function (GO): iron ion binding; oxidoreductase activity, acting on paired donors, with incorporation or reduction of molecular oxygen; heme binding
Source: RefSeq, a predicted model, not a curated record